This is a messenger RNA of Saccharomycodes ludwigii, 2763 nucleotides long. It is a transcript of the gene SLS1, whose product is annotated as Sls1p. The transcript has a single exon. Bases 1 to 2763 code for a protein of 920 amino acids. The record is from RefSeq and is a predicted model, not a curated record. Gene Ontology annotation, cellular component: mitochondrial inner membrane. NCBI's taxonomy places the organism in Eukaryota, Fungi, Ascomycota, Saccharomycetes, Saccharomycodales, Saccharomycodaceae.
AUGUUAAGAAGAUCCGUUAAUAGGGAUAUAAUAGCAUUUAAAAAAUGGUAUUCUGUCACCAACAUAAUCACAAAUAAUAAUACAAACAUUUUUUCAAAACAUUGUAAUGGAUAUUCUGUUCAUAAUGUUACCAAAAAAAAUCAAUUGGAUAAUAAUAUUUUAUUUGUAUAUGUUGCUAGAUUUAAUUCAACAAAGAGUGUCUCCAACAACGCUAAAACUGUUACCAAUACGCCCAUUAAUAAUCUCAUUGAAGAACCAAAAUCAACAGAAAAUAUAUAUUUAAGUAAUACUGCUUCUGCAUCGCCUAUUGUUUCCCUCAACUCAUCUAAUUUACCAUUUUCUGCUACCAAAAUUGGCGAUAUUAGUAAUAAUAACACGGCAACUACACAAGAACCUGUGAAACAAUCGAUGGAACUAAAUGUUACGAAGGAAGAUGAAAAAGAGGUUACUACCACUAGAGGCAAAAAGAAAAAACCAAACAAAGAAUCAUACAUUGUUUUAAACACUUUUAGUAAGAAGAGAAGUAAGAAGUAUAGAGGAAGCAGUAGGGAUGAAUUAAUAGAAAAUCUGAACAAAGUAUUAAUUGAAGAUGUUGAUCCGCUAACCUUUUUAGAAAAUAUGAAAACAAGGAAUAGUAAAGACUUCAAUGCUUCCCCCAAAGUAAGUGUACCAAAUGGCGAAGAAAGUGUCAGUGCCAAUACUAAAAUAGGGCUAGAUAUUGAUAGGAGUGAUAUAGAUGAAGAUUUUCCGAAUGUAAAUGAUUUUCAGCGUCAACAAGAAAAUGGUAGAAAGAACAAAAGUAAUCGAACACAGAACAAAAUUUCAGUAGAUGAGAUUUUAAGUAGUAAUGGUGAAUUAUUAUUAAAUACAGUAAAAACAGCCAAAAUGAUGAAAAAUCCAACAAAUUUUCAAGUAAUUGAGACUAUUAACUCAUUAAAACCAAUAGCACCUACGAAUUUUACCAGUAACUCUACGGUUAAACCCUUAGCUGUAUCUUCCAAAAGAUAUAAACAACUAGCAGAACAACUAACAUGGGGGUUUACUUCUAAACAGUUGAGGAUAUACAUAAAUUCUACGGUUGGUUAUGAAAUAUCUUCACGACACUUACGAACCAAAAAAAACCACAUAGUACCGUAUAUUUUGGAAACCCUUUGGAAUUGUGAAAUCGAUCCCAAUAUGCUAGAGUCUAGUGACGUGUUAGUGGAAACGAAGAUUGAAGAUUUGAAAACCGAGGAACUAUACCUUUUGUUAUUGAGUAAACGUGGUGGUUACAUUAACAAGUUUACCACAUUGGGUGCUAAAUUGACGGUUAAUAUGGCUGAACGCAAAAUCACGAUUACCGCUUCUAGGAAUUUGGCCAAUUACAUAGAGGUUACUAUCCGGAAGAUAUUAAAUAAUGUUGUAUGUACCGAAUUUCCAUUUACUGAAACAGUUAAAGCGCAUGGCGGUAGAUUGAAGAACAUGCCAUUAAGAGACAUGUUGGAUUUAAUUCAAAUUGAAGUAGGUGUUUACAUAGACCAACGCAGUGAAGAUAAAUAUGUGAUUUAUCAUUUGGGAGAAAAGAAUUUUGAAAAAUUUAAGAAAUUGCUAUUGUGGCUCAUUGACCACAAUCCACAAUAUAAGGAAAAAACCAUUGAUUUAUCCCCAAUAGAAUACAAGAAUAAUAGCAAUUUGAUUCAAUAUCCUUUAACAAAGACAGAGGCUUUAAAUUGGUAUCAAAGACAAAAUGUGUAUUACAGAUAUGAAGUUCCUAUAAGUAGAAAAACAACUGCUGAAAAACGUGUUGAUGCAAUCUGCGAAAAAGAGUUGGAUAAAACAGUAGAUGAAAUAUGUGAAUUUAUCUAUGAUAGCAGCACUAGUCAACUGGAUGGGGUUAACAGUUUUAUCAGUUCUAAUGGAAGUAUUAAAACCACGAGUAUUACAUUGGGUCACAUAUUAGAAAGCUCUACUUCACCUGAAAAACUAUUUUUCACAAAAGUACCAGAAAUUACAUCUAAAAUAUUGAAGUUACCAGUUCUUAAUGAUUCAAUGGAAGAAUCUGAGGAAUUGGAACAUCUAAGCGAACAAGCAGAUGAUCUUGAAGGUAUUAAUGAUAAUAUUCAAGUGGAUAAACAUGAUUACUUGGUUCAAUUAAGGUAUAUCCCAAAUUUUGGAUCAUUAAAUGUGGCAGAUGUCACUACUAAUCCGUCACUAAAGGGGAAGGAUUUGACAAAAUUGAUACCACCAGUAGAAUUAUGGUUUGAAUUAGACGAGCACGAUCGGGCAGACGUUAAUAGUAUGAGAUGUGUUUUACCACUUUCUGAAUCAACCUGCAAGUUAAAGACUACGCAAUUACCUCAUGAUUAUAAGGUGACAUGUGAUAAUGUGAUACAGUUAUGCGAACCAUUUUACGAACAAAACGAUACGACCACUAGCAAGGAAAAAUGGCUAGACGAUCAACCAGGAUUAAAGGAGUAUGGUAAGUUAUUUAAUUACCAAAUUAACAAAAGGGGAAAUAAUUAUAUUCCGAAAAGCCUUCAUUUAAACAUUCCACUGGUAGAUGGUGGGUGUAUUAGUAAUCUUAGAUUCGAUAAAGUUGAAAUGAAAACCAGUAGCAUUUUGAAGUUCAGAUUUAAAGAUAAAUAUAUUGCGCAAUACUCGUUUGUAGAUUCCGGAUCCGAAGGUGGUAAGACGACAAGAAUUGAUUUUAUCAACCCAGAAGUUGGGGAUGGUGAUAUUAAAAGAACAUUAAAAUUUUUUUUGCAAGAUGUUAUGCAUUUUUAA